Messenger RNA from Xiphophorus hellerii (green swordtail), 5237 nucleotides. RefSeq names its product EF-hand domain (C-terminal) containing 2 (gene efhc2). The record is from RefSeq and is a predicted model, not a curated record. Bases 1657 to 3837 code for a protein of 726 amino acids. Lineage: Eukaryota; Metazoa; Chordata; Actinopteri; Cyprinodontiformes; Poeciliidae. The transcript is spliced from 15 exons. Gene Ontology annotation, cellular component: microtubule. Gene Ontology annotation, biological process: regulation of neuron projection development.
GUAGGACCCAAAACAGUCAGUCACAACAUAGGUUAUGUUUUGUGAACUGUAGAGGUGGGCGAAAUGGAUUCAAAGUUUAAUAAUUGUCAAAAUAAUUAAUUUUGACAACAACAAACCACAGUUCUUAUGCUAAGAAAUGUAUUGAUAUUGAUGCUCUCAUUGAACAGUGAGGGGGUAAAGUAAAAUAAACAAUCCUGACAAUAUGGACUGUUUUGGGGAUUUUUUUAAAACAUUAAUUGGACUUUAUGGUCAACAAUAAAUUUCUUAUCAUUUAUUUGUCAUGAUAAAUGAUAAGCAGUACAUGCCCAACUCUAAUGAACUGUAGGUAGACAUUCAACUCAAUUCAAAAGUAUUUUCUUUAUCUAAAUUGAAUUUUGUAACUGGUAUAAUCCAAGUUUUGUGAAAGAGCUGUUGUAGGUGAUGAUGGCUGAUCUGGUGUUGGAUGUAGUUGUGUGUACUGGGGAGGAGGGCAGUAUAUCACAACACACUUUUGCAUUACUGUGCAAGAGUGUGCCAUGUUAAUUUGGUAAUGGUCCAAGUUAUCUCAAUGUCGACCAACAAUAUCAAGAACUUUGUUAUUAUCAUGCAACCCCAGCUGUUGUGGUUGUGGAUGGUUCUCACAUGCAGUACUGAUGUUUUUGGUCCUUAGUGAACAUUAUGUGUUAUUUCUUUAAAGUUUAUUCAGCUCGUUUUCCGUGGUUGCAACUCACAUACUCUGCCGCUCUAACCACAAUAUUUCGUUACCGCUGUGCAUCUAUAAAGGGUUUAUUGCCAGAGAGCAUCAGUGUAAACCAGAAGUAAUAUUUUCUUUAACCUUUUUGGGCUGAGUUUGCAUUGCAAAAGCUCUACAUAAGACACACAAAGCCACUAUUCUGAAAAGCAGAAACAUUAAAACUGACCGCUUUAGGCGAGUACAUAACAAUUAGCGUAAAAAGUCAAAAACAACCAACAUCCAAAUAAUUCACUAUGAUAAUGUCUGAUGGGGUUUUUUUUCGCUAAGUGCGUUCAUUUUAAAGGUAGGUGUUGUUUCGCCAUAUUUUCUCCCUCACGUUGCUAGGAGACGCUCCAAACAAAAAGCGCUUCCUUGGCAACCUACACCAUUUGUAAAGUGAAGAUAAAGUGAAACGUUUUGAAGUCGUUUUUUUUCAUAAUGGCUCUACCACUUAUGCCCGGAAACUCACCCAAUGCCCAGGUAAGAGUCCAGAGAAGCACUUAGCUAACAGCAUAGCUUAUGGUAGGUUUUUUUUCUAAAGCUGCGUCGCGUUACGGUCUCAGUAUGUUGAAGCGGCGUUGCUACGUUGGAUCUUAUUUGUUCCUUUUGUAGAUUUGAGUUCACAAUAGUUCCGGUUGAUUCGUUGCGCGUGUGGAUGGCUGUUCCCUCUGGUUAUGGAUGCGGUGUAAAGUAAGAGCAGGAAUGAUUUCUGCUCUUACUGUUAACCUUUAGGACAGUUGUUAAGGAGUAACUGUGGCAACUGUUCAGGUCAAAUACCUUUAUUUAUCCCCGAGGGAAAAUCCUUUCAUAUUAUGGGCCCAGUUGCGUCACUCUGCUGCAGCGAACCAUUUCUAUUGUCUCCAGUAUUGUCACCAUCCACCACCACUCUUUGAAGAUGCUUAAAUGAUCUAGGGAAGGAGAGAUUUCACAAAUCCCAGCAUUUCAUGGUUUACAGUGGAAGGAUGACGGUGGACCUGGAGAAGCCGGGUAUCGGAGGAGAGCCUUUAAUCGGCCAGAAGAAUCCACCAAAAUAUUCUGUCUAUCCCAAAGGAGAGGGCAGUGACCUGCCUUCCUGGGUUGCUUUUGACAAACAGACUCUUUGUUUUGAAGCUUACUUCAAGGAAACUGAAUUUGAUGCAAAGGUCGAGACACACAGAAUCAGAAAGUGUAAGAUCUUCUUCUACUUGGAGGAUGACACCAUCCAGGUGAUAGAGCUGAGAUUCAAGAACAGCGGCCUCCCUCAAGGAACGCUCAUCCAUCGGCACCGCAUCCCUCUGCCUCCGCCCAACGACGACCAGUUCUACAACGUUUUCCAUUUCAACAUCAACAAAGACAUAGUGUUUUACUCUCGCACGUUCACAGUGACCAACUGUGACUUGUUCACAAAGAACUUCCUCUCUAAACUGGGUCUGUGGCUGAACGAGCCAGCCACGGUGCCGGAGGACCCUUACACCAACCUCCGCCAGCAGCACGAGGCGAGCAUGAAUCCUCUUCGUCCGUACGAAAGACUGCACCCGCUCAAGCAGUUCCUGGAGAAUGACGGUAAAACUCUGCGCUUCUACUGCCUCUGGGACGACACGGACAACUUGUUUGGAGAUCAGCGGGAACUCGUGCUUCACUACUACCUGGCUGAUGACACCGUUGAGAUUAUUGAGGUGAUCCCGCCAAACUCCGGAAGAGUGCACGUCUCCAAAUUCUUACGCCGCUGCAAACUACCUAAGAACGCUCCAGUGCAGAUGAAGCCCCCUGGAGCGGUCACAACCCGGACCGUCCUCAACGUGUUUGGCUCCAUGAAUGAAGGAAAGCACAUCGUACUGGACAGCUGUGACAUUAGAGCUGCCACUGAUGAGUUCUACAAAGACUCCGACCUGGCUAUAGGCAAAGAAAUAAACGUCUGGGGAAGACGAGUUCUCCUCACCGACUGUGAUGAAUUCACCAAAGCGUACUACCGCUUCAAAUACGGCAGAGAGGAUUUCACCCCAGUCCAACACAAAGCUCCUCCAGCCCCCAAACCGCCGAAGCCAGUGCCCCCCUACAAUGGCUUUGGCUCCGAGGAGGACUCGUUGGGCAACUGCCAAGGCCUGCUGCCCAAACCCGUCCACAAGGACUUCAAAAAAUUCAUGGAGAAAGACAGCAGUGGCCUGAACAGUAAUGUGCUGAGUUUCAAGGCCAGGAUGAUCACCACGGAUCCAGUGCACAGAGAGCGGGUGUUCCUCAUUCGCUACUACCUGUCUGAUGACUCCAUAAGUGUGUUUGAACAGGAGCAGCAGAACUCAGGUAUAAUUGGAGGAAAGUUCCUGGAGCGCCAGCGGGUUAAGAAACCGGGCCAGGAGCUGUUCAAGAGCGAGCCGUCUGAAUACUUCAUGGCACAGGAUCUGUAUGUCGGAGGGACCAUCUGCAUGAACGGAGUGCGCUUCCGGCUUGUGGACGCCGACGAUUACACACUCGGCUACAUGGAGCUGCAUUCAGACGAGUUCCCCAUAACCAACAUAGGCACCAUCUUCAGCAAACUGCGUUCCAUUUCCGAGGACAAACAGAAUGAGGUCAGGACGUUCCUGUCCAACAAUACCCCCAUCAACAGUGGCUUCGUCCACUUUGAGUCCUUCAGAGACUUAGUGAUGGGCCUGAACUGCGGCCUGACGGAGCAUGAGGCUCUGGCCCUGGCCCGGCGCUACUCGGACCACCCGGUGCCUAAAGAGGACGUGGCGGUGAUGCUUUCUGUGGCGCAGCACUACCUGAGGAGGAAACAGUUUGAGGACUACAAUCUCCUUUCAGCCAGAUUUGUGCACAGCGACAGGCAAAAAUCGGGACGUCUGCCAGCCGAAGAGGUGAGGAACAUCUGUAAAGCCUUCAUGCUUCCCAUCCCCGAGAGCCUGCAGGAUGCCCUCUUAACAGAGUAUACAGAUGGAGGCGGGAUCGACUACCACGCCUUUGUCGCUGGAUUAAACUGGCUAGAGCACCCGGCGCCGGCAGUGAUGGCCGACGACAUUUUAAAGUAUGAGGUCAACGCCAGGUUUGAUGUUGGUCGAUCUGCUCUGAAAAACAUCAACUGCUCCAAACUUGUGAAGGAAAUAUUCAGCUUUUCGCCCAACAGAGGUGAAGCAGAAGCCGCUGCCUCAACGUAGAUGCUUGGAGGGGAGGAAGUGGACUCUCAGACCAGCAGCCUGGAAUCAGCCAUUGUCUGCUGAUUAAAGAAUGUCACUUAUUCAGUUUCUCUGUUUUCAUCGUGCAUCUUGCUAAGGCACAGAGGAUGGGAGAAGUGUGAACACUGAAUGUUUGUUCUUUUGUGUGUUAGCUGUCUGGCAGGAAAAGGCCGUUGGUUCAGCACACUCCACUUAGCUGGAAAAUUGGUGCUUCAGGGAAGAAACCUGCUCAGAAACCAGAUGCUUUUGAUGUCCCCCCCCCUGUGUUACAAAUGAUAGUGUAAAUUCAAACAGCUGGUCUGAACAAUGUAGUCGUACCUUACAAAAGUAUUCAAAUCCACAGUGUUUGCGCAUCCUUAGCCUUAAAUUGAUUUAUGUGGAAGUAAGGCCUUAAAUUCUUUUUAGAGUGAGUUGGGUUAAUCACGGGUCUUACAUUUUGUCGUAGCUGAUCUAUUUAAUCUUGUAUCUAGGUUUGUUAAAGAGUCUUAAAUUUGACCUGCUAAAACCUGCCGUUGGAUCUUUUUCACAUUUUGUCACUUUUGUUGGUUUUGGGGAUUCAAAUGUGUGCAGAAUGUGAAGUAGAAGGAAAAUGAUUCACGGCUUUUAAAUGAUUAGUAAAAAUCUGAAUCAGGUCAGUUGCAGGUCCUUUCAGGUAUGACGCAACCAGCUUUGUGUAUAUUUAGACUGAUGUUUUUGGUUUGCAAAAUACCUCAAGCUCAGUCAGAUGGAGAGCCUCUGUGAAAAGACAUUUUCAACUCAAGCCUCACAUUAUCCAUUUUAUUUAGGUCUGGACUUUGGUAAUUUAUGAAGCAUCAAUAUGCUUUGUUAAUAAAUUAUAAGGUCACUUUACAAAUAAGGUAAAAUUGUAUGUAUCUAGAAGGGAAUCACAAUGAAUAGGCAGUUUAGAACAGAUGGGUUUUAAGUCUGAAUCUAAACGGGAAGAGUGUUGAUGUUCUGACAUUUGAUUUGAUUUUUUACUUUUAUUUUUGUUUUUGAUGUUCUGGUGGUAACAAAGGAGUUUUUAGGCUACAGAUUGGAUUACUCUUUGCCAGCCACAUACCACAUCAAAACUAAGGCUUUAAAAAGGCCCAACAACCUGAUGAAGAAGAAUGUCUCUAUUCUGGGGACGACUGUGGAACCUCUAGAUAUGACAAAACAAAGAAAGAUUUUACAUAAAAUCAAGCAAAUUACGGACAACCCUGAGCAUCCUCUUCAUAAGACUAUCAUGGAAAAACAGUGUCUUCAGUCAAAGGCUUCUUCAGUCAGAAGACCACAGCCAUUACCAUUACUAUCUACAACAACUCUAUGAGGAAUCUUGAAUGACUUGAGCUACAACACCAUGCAAUUUCCCUUUGGGAUCAGUAAAGUACUUUUGAAUUGAA